CGGAAAGCUACACGAAUUCGUUUUGUCCUUCCCUGGAAUGAGCAAAUGUGUGCAGGUACAUAGGUAUACCUGAAUAGCCAUAUUGUCGCACCUUUUUCGUAGCCAUAUUUUUCACAGUCACGUUGACACUCUUUGUUUUCACAUUAAUUCGACGCGUUGCGCUUUAUUAUUGUCCCUUUGUUUCGUUUCAUUCCUGCUGUGGAAGGUGCCUUUCAACUCGUUCGUUGGUGCAAGUGCCUUGUGCAUGUGUUGUUUGUGUGCGUGCGUGGGUGAGGCCUCGAUUGAUCGAUUGGGCAAUUCUGCGUGGCUGGGACGUCGGCUCCCGUCUGGAGCGAGCUAGGGGGGAUGUUGCGAGCAGAGGGGGUAAGUGAAGUGAAAGUGAGGCAGAAGCGGUAGGGCAGUGGGCAGUGGGCAGUACAUCAGUUAUCUCGCAAUUAUUUCGCCGCUGUAGAAGCAGGCCAAUCGACCUCACCCCGCAGUUCCCCCCCGAGCGAAGCGCAAAUGAAGAACAAGGACAAUUUACACAGAAAAUGCAAAGACCGAGCUGAGGCCAAAUUGGAAGAGUUUAAAAAAGAAGCUUACAGUAUGAUUGAGUACAAAGACAAAAUUAUAAAAAUGUUGUGUGCAAUUCUGGAGGUGCAAGGGAUAACAACCCUAAAUAUAAAGAAGUUCAUAUCUGGCCCGAAUUAUCCCAAGGAGAAAACCCGCUGCGGAAACGGCGAGCAUGAGUUAAAAUCUCAUAAAAGGAUGACAUCCCCAAGAAAGAGAAGAUUAAUAAAAAUCCCUCACCUUCGGAGCGCUAAGAAGAAGAAAGAGCUGAACUUAUUUUCUUCACCAAAUAAUGUAAAUGAAGGAGAAUACGAGGAUAAAUGCUCAGAUUCUUCGUUAAGUUCCGAGAGGGAAUCCCUAAACGAGACGCACUCGGACAAUCCCACGAUGGAAAAUAUGACAAUGAGGGAUUUAUCAGGGAAUAAAACUGAUGUACACGAGGACAUCAUCCCCAGCGACAGUGAAAAGGAAUCCGGUGGCAAACACAGCACAGGGCGCAAGAAGGCACAGGAGUCAUUCCGAAAAAAUGAGACAAAUUUGGAGUCCACGUGUAAAUCGAAUUUUCAAAAGGACGUCCAGGGAUCCAAGUCAAAAAUGGCGGCAAAAAUGAACGAAACAAUUGGAGGCGAGUGUCCACUGUGCCUAAUGCCCCAAACGGAAUCGCUCCACGGGAACUUGCCGCCCACCAUUUACAAGCUGAGUUGUGAGCACGUUUUUCAUCUGAUGUGUAUCUACGAAACGGUGAUACGACGGGAAUGCAGGAAGACGUGCUGCAUUUGUCACAGCGAAAUCGGCGAGGAAGAUAAAAACGAAAUCAUCACUAAGGCGAAGCGCGAAAAAAAGGAAAAUGAAAAAAAAAGUAAACUCAUGUUAAAGGUUAUGAAGUUGCAGGCAGAUAACCAGGCGCAGGCUGAGAAGUGA
This is a messenger RNA of Plasmodium vivax (malaria parasite P. vivax), 1470 nucleotides long. RefSeq lists its product as hypothetical. Lineage: Eukaryota; Apicomplexa; Aconoidasida; Haemosporida; Plasmodiidae. The record is from RefSeq and is a predicted model, not a curated record. The coding region runs from base 502 to 1470 and encodes 322 amino acids. The transcript is spliced from 11 exons.